UGAUAAUAUUGCGGUAUGAACUAUGAAAACAUAAAACUAUAAAAGUGCAAAAUUAUAAGUAUUUUCAAUUUUGUACCGUUUAUUGUUAUUUUCGUUCAUAAUAACGUUUACAAUAUAUUGUUCACGGAGAGAUUCGAUUUUCGUGUAAUUGGCUUGUACAUUUUCCACCAUGAGAAGGAAACCCAAUAUUCUUGUUACUGGCACUCCUGGUGUGGGAAAAUCUAAACUAUGUGAAGAAUUAAUUCGUAGUGGUUUGAACAUGGAAUGGAUUGACGUCGGCCAGGUAGCAAAACAAUUUGAUUGUUAUUCCGGAUUUGAUGAAGAUCUGGAGUGUCACGUACUAGACGAAGAUAAGCUUCUCGAUGAGUUGGAAUCUCGAAUGGAAGAAGGCGGAAAGAUCAUAGACUAUCAUGGUUGUGAAUUUUUCCCUGAGCGUUGGUUUGAUGUAGUAUUUGUUUUGAGAACUAAUAAUACGUUGCUCUAUGAUCGGCUAGUAAAGAGAGGUUACUCGACCAAAAAACUACAGAAUAAUGUUGAAUGCGAAAUAUUCCAAACUAUAUACGAUGAAGCGAGGGAUUCGUACGAUAAGGAUAUUGUACAUGAACUCCAAAACGAGACUUACGCAGACAUGGAACGAAACAUAAGUCAAAUUAGUGCAUGGGUAAAUCAGUGGAUAAUAGAUAAUGUAGACAAUUAAAAGACAUAGUCUGAUCUAUGUUGUACCUAAUCGUCAUAAGUAAUUACUUAGUAUAAGUUAUCAUAUACAUUUAUAUUUUAACUUUUAUUACUAAAAAAAAACCUAUCAUUAACUAUUAUGUAAAUAUAUGUUAUUAUUUAUUAAAUAA
Molecule: messenger RNA, 845 nt
Organism: Adelges cooleyi (spruce gall adelgid)
Lineage: Eukaryota; Metazoa; Arthropoda; Insecta; Hemiptera; Adelgidae
Gene: Ak6
Product: adenylate kinase isoenzyme 6
Exons: 4
Coding region: 170-697 (175 amino acids)
Cellular component (GO): cytoplasm; nucleus
Molecular function (GO): AMP kinase activity; ATP binding; ATP hydrolysis activity
Source: RefSeq, a predicted model, not a curated record